Messenger RNA from Brienomyrus brachyistius, 6501 nucleotides. RefSeq names its product calsyntenin 1 (gene clstn1). The transcript is spliced from 19 exons. Gene Ontology annotation, cellular component: postsynaptic membrane; cell surface. The record is from RefSeq and is a predicted model, not a curated record. Gene Ontology annotation, biological process: homophilic cell-cell adhesion; positive regulation of synapse assembly; positive regulation of synaptic transmission. Lineage: Eukaryota; Metazoa; Chordata; Actinopteri; Osteoglossiformes; Mormyridae. Bases 178 to 3102 code for a protein of 974 amino acids. Gene Ontology annotation, molecular function: amyloid-beta binding; X11-like protein binding; kinesin binding.
GAGAGAGGGGGCUGAUGAAGGGGAUAGUCAAGCGGUGGCGCUGGCGGCAGCCAUCUUAGAACCAUCUCCGUGGUUGCGAGUACAUCAUAUGGUUUUUUAUUUUAAAUUUCAUAUUGAGUAAUACUUUUAAAAUAUCAUUAAGGGUGCCCGCUGUUCUCUUUGGGCUGAAAUAACGGCAUGCAUUUCCGAAGGUCCAAACCCCCCGCAUCUGUAGUGGGAUUAGUCCUUGCACUGAUUUGUGCGGUGGAUGCUGCGAAAGUUAACAAGCAUAAGCCCUGGAUUGAGACCACGUACCAUGGCAUCGUAACGGAGAAUGACGAUAAGGUUCUCCUGGAUCCUCCGCUGAUAGUGCUGGAUAAGGACGCCCCUCUCCGUUACGCGGAGAGUUUUGAGGUGACCGUCACCAAGGAAGGCGAGAUCUGCGGCUUCAGGGUCCACGGGCAGGACGUGCCCUUUGAGGUGGUGCUGGUGAAUCGCUCCACGGGCGAGGGGACGAUCCGGGCUAAGGAGAAGCUGGACUGUGAGCUGCAGAAGGAGCACACGUUCACCAUCCAGGCCUACGACUGUGGGGAGGGCCCCGAUGGCUCCAACAUUAAGAAGUCGCACAAGGCCACGGUGCACAUCCAGGUGAACGACGUGAAUGAAUACUCACCGGCUUUCAAAGAGAAGUCCUACAAGGCCACGGUGAUCGAGGGCAAGACGUACGACAACAUCCUGAAGGUGGAGGCUGUGGAUGCUGACUGCUCCUUCCAGUUCAGUCAGAUCUGCAGCUAUGAGAUCAUCACCCCAGACGUGCCCUUCACCAUCGACAAGGAUGGCUACAUCAAGAACACAGAGAAGCUGAACUACAGCAAAGAGCAGGCCUACAAACUGAUGGUGACGGCGUACGACUGCGGGAAGAGCCGCGCCUCCGAGGACGUCCUGGUCAAGAUCAACAUCAAACCCACCUGCAAGCCAGGCUGGCAGGGACUGAGCAAGAGGAUGGAAUACGAGCCUGGCACUGGAAGCCUGGCCCUAUUUCCCAGCAUGCACCUGGAGAUUUGCGAGGAGCCAAUCACAUCCAUCCAGGCCAAGGUGGAGCUGGAGACCAACCAUAUUGGGAAGGGCUGUGACCGGGACACCUACUCUGAGAAGUCUCUGCACAGGCUCUGUGGGGCCGGGCCGGGAACGGCAGAGCUACUCCCAGCGCCCAGCAGCGCCUCCCACUGGACUGCCGGUCUGCCCACGGACAACGGCCACGACAGCGACCAGGUGUUCGAGUUUAAUGGCACCCAGGCAGUAAAGGUGCCUGACGGCUUGGUGGGCCCCAGUCAGGGUCAGCCCUUUACUAUCUCUGUGUGGAUGCGACACGGGCCCGGGGCCCGGGACAAGGAGACCAUCCUGUGCAACUCUGACAAGACCGAGAUGAACAGGCAUCACUACUCGCUGUACGUGCACAACUGCCGCCUGGUGUUCCUGCUUCGCCAGGAGCCUGCCGAGCCCGAGAGCUACAAGCCAGCCGAGUUCCACUGGAAGCUGGACCAGGUGUGCGACAAAGAGUGGCACCACUACGUAUUGAAUGUGGAGUCCCCGUCAGCCACACUGUACGUGGAUGGUGUCACCUACGAGCCCUUCCUCGUCACUGAGGACUACCCCCUCCAUUCUGCCAAGAUCGAAACGCAGCUCACCAUAGGCGCCUGCUGGCAAGACGACUCGGGACAUGACAGUGACAAUGAGACAGACCCUGACACUCUGACAGGGGGCAGCAUGCGGAUGUCACAGUUCUUCCAUGGCAGCCUGGCUGGGCUCAUGAUCCGCAGUGGGAAGCUAGAGAAUAAGAAGGUGAUCGACUGUCUGUACACGUGCAAGGAGGGCCUGGAUGUGCAGCUGCCUGAGGAGGUGGCUGCGUCAGUGAAGGUUCAGUUCAGCCCCAACCAGUCCUCCAUGACACUAGAGGGCGACGACAUCGAGAGCUUCGACAAAGUCAUGCAGCACAUAUCCUACCUUAACUCGCGCCAGUUCCCCACGCCUGGAAUUCGCAACCUCCGCAUCUCCACUACUGUCAAGUGCUUCAACGAGGAGCCGUGCGUGACUGUGCCCGACGCGGAGGGCCAUGUGAUGGUGCUGCAGCCCGACGAGCCCAAGAUCAGCCUCAGUGGAAUUGACCACUUUGCCCGCAGUGCCGCCGAGUUCGAGGCGCCCGAGGGCGUGGGCCUCUUCCCCGAGCUGCGUAUCGUUAGCACCAUCACCCGCGAGGUGGAGCCGGAAGCCGAGGGCGAAGACGACCCCACCGUGCAAGAGUCUGUGGUGUCAGAGGAGAUCAUGCACAACCUGGAUACCUGCGAGGUGGCAGCGGUGGGCCAGGAGCUGGAUGCCAACCACGAGAGCCUGCAGCUGGACCUGGAGCAGGUGCAGCAGCGUGGUCUGGAGAUGAGCUCCUCCAAUCUGGGCAUGAUCAUCACAGGUGUGAACACCAUGGCGAACUACGAGCAGGUUCUGCACCUGAUCCACUACAGGAACUGGCACACGGAGGCGCUGUUUGAUAGGAAGUUCAGGCUGGUCUGCUCCGAGCUCAAUGGCCGCUACAUCAGCAAUAACUUCAAGGUGGAGGUGAACGUGAUCCACACGACCAACCCCAUGGAGCACAUCAACAAUGCCAUGGUCCAGCCACAGUUCAUCAACCCUGUGCAACAUUCCUCAGUUGAUCUGUCCGGUCACAACCUGGUCAACACCCACCAGGCCUCAGUGGUCCCCAGUGCUGCCACCAUUGUCAUUGUGGUGUGCGUGAGCUUUCUAGUCUUCAUGAUCGUCCUGGGCGUCUUCCGCAUCCGGGCCGCCCACCAACGCAGCCUGCGAGACCAGGAGAACGGCAAGGAGAGCGAGAUGGACUGGGACGACUCUGCCCUCACCAUCACGGUCAACCCGAUGGAGACAUAUGAGGAUCAGCACAGCAGCGAGGAAGAGGAGGAAGAGGAGGAGGAGAGUGAGGAUGGCGACGAGGAUGAUAUCACUAGCGCGGAGUCGGAGAGCAGCGAGGAUGAGGAGGAUGUGGGACCUGAGGAGCAGCAGGCAGCCAGCCGGCAGCAGCAGCUGGAGUGGGACGACUCCACACUCACCUACUGAGCCGCGCACGCGCACGCACACGCGCGGACACGCGCACGCACACACCUAUUCACACAUAACACACACACAGAUACACGCACACAGAAUCAGUGGUCCAGCUCAACCUUCUACAGUUGCCCUGCUAAGGACACAUUGUGUACAAAAAAUGACAAAUCAGUCAUCAUAGGUAUGUAAAUGUUUAAAAACGGUGUUUUUGGAAGGCAGAAACACUGCUUCCAUUUACCUUCUACACGCUGAAGUUUUUCUGUCAUCUUAGCUGUUGUGCGGGGUGUUUGUAGUACAGUAACGGCGCGAUCGCCACUCCCCAUUUUAUUUAUUGUUUUAAUCUCUGGGAGCCCUGGCUUUGAUUUGAUUUUAUUUUAGGCUAGGCUGUGAAAUCCUGCCUGCUCUGUUUCCGCUGUAAGACUUAUGCAGAAUGGCGUUCUUUGUAUAUAUUCCUUGCACAUGAAUUUCGGAUUGUUUUGCAGAAGAACCACAAAAGACAAUGUUACGUGUCAUCUCAUGCUAGGGGAGGGGAAGCGGUAGGGACGGGAAUUAUAAGCAGGGGGACGCGACUCCUCAAAUGCAGAUGGCGGCUUGGUUUCCAUACUUAAUUUUAUUCUAUUUUUUAAAUGCAUGAGAACAGUUGCAAAUCCGAUACGUGUAGGGGAAGGAAUUACUUUUUAAUAUUUUGUAAAUACAUUGAAACCAUGUAAGUAGUUCAUGUGUUAGUGAAGACUGUGACUUCGGGUCCAAUAUAUGAUAAGACAAAGUAGAAUAUUUGUGUCCUUACGGCUCUCGCAUGUUCCGGCAUUUUGGCCAAAUUCUUCUGUCUUGCUUGUGUAAAAAUGUCUGCUUUGAGGAGAGAAACCCAUGAGUAAAAGCAGAGGUUUCUACGGCAAUAGGUGGUUUAGUUUUAUAUCUCAUUUGGCGAGGAGGAUGUUAAAUAUGAUAUUUUUGGGUGGGAGGGUUGAAGAGGCGAAGGUGGGGCUGUUCGGCAGUUUUUGGGAUACACACGCUAUAAUUGCUUGGAUUUUACAAGAAUUUCGACACUGAAAGGGUGACGCGCAGGCGACGGCGCCCGGCGUGUUUGCGGAAAGCGCGCUGUAUAGUUUUAGCACCGUGGCGCUGUUCUAUAGUCGUAGAUGGUAGUUUAUUGCCGUACUGCAUAGGUAACCCAUUAUAGUCUUAUAGAACCUCAGCCGCUUCCUACAGUAGCCCAUCAUUCCAUUCACUCAUCAUGUUGUAAAUUUUGUCAGAAGAGAAGAAGAAAAAACCAAAUGAAUACAAUCAAAAUAAAGUUGUCGGAGUGGCGCCCCCUGAUGGCGGGGGGUGGUUUUGGCAGAAGUUUAAGGUAGAAUAGCACAGAAUCGCCUUUCACUGGGUAAGAGUAGGCGUGCAAGCUGAACGUUACCAGCAACUUUGCUGCAAAAAAAGAAGAAAAAAAACAAUCAAUAUUGUCUUCUUACUGGAAGACGAAAGGGGGACGUAUAAGGUUUGUGUUUUAGUGUCAGCAGCAAUUUUGCAUCUUUUGUGUUUUGGACUUUGUGUUUUUUAAUAAAAGGAAUUAUAUUCGGUAAAUACGACAGAAAAAUGAAUCUUAUUAGCCAGUCUUCUAAUGAGAACAACAUAUUUUUUUGCAGUAAACAACAGAUGUUAUUGUACUUGGAAGUGUCCUCUAGAGGUGAUGCAGUUGUUUACAUUUGGUAAACUUGUUUUCCUCUCGGUAAUGAUACAAAUGGUGUAUAUGAAGAGGACAGUUUCCCAAUCCUUCGUUCAGCACGUCGUUUCCCUCCGUCAGUAAUCACUGUGGUGAUCCAGUGUACCGGGAAGCAGGAUGGAUUAUUGUUCUGCAGGUUACGGUGUGAUCCAAUCUUUUUGGGGGUUGUAAUGAAAAUUCAAAAGGACGUUUGUUUUAGUGUUUUCUCCCUUUCCCAAUGAAGACUUGGAACCAGGCAAAGGGUGUCGUACACUAUAGAUGGAAGCGUUUAACACGCUGGGAUCGUUCCAGCGGGAUCCUACGAGGAAAUGAACUAAGUGGCAUACUGGUUUUUAUGCUCUGAGUUUCUCCAGUGCAACCAGCCCCAAAGCGGAAAAUGCCGAUCUGGAUCUAGCAAAUUUAACAAGAAAUGAAAGUAUGUCGAAUGUGACUUAAAAUCCGCAGUUUAACGCACAGUUUACACGUUAUUGUUUUUAAAAGUGGCGUGAAGAUAAAUUAUGUGAAUGAUUUCCUUGGAUUUUGAGCCGGAGCCACUGAACAGACCGGACUCCUGGCAGCUCAGUAACUCUGCUAAUAAAAUCCUCUCUAUGCGAUCUCAUUAGUGACCGUUGUCUGGUUCUUAUCUCUCUUUUAGUAGUAACAUUCAGCAUUUUUAGCAAUUUGGGGCAGUGAUUUUAAUUUCCCCUUUGUUGUAAUAAUUCUAAUGACUGACGUUUUAAUUGUCCUACAUAAAUGUCUUGUGUUCAUGUUGGUGCGUAGACAACCUGUGUAUUUUUCCAUAUGGUAUCAUCUUAUGUAGUUAGAAUAAUUCAUGCAACAAAAUCUAGUGAAAGUGUACUUUAGUAAAACGUCACAUGCCGCUGCUGUGAUUGAGUCUACAAUGUAUGUGGCGACAGCUGAGUUUGAACAAUUCACGUUAAACAGGUUAUUCUGGGUGUUACUUGUAGGUGUUCGCUUUAUUUCCUUUAGCUUCAGAGGUAGAGGUGCGCAUGACGGAAAUCUUAAGAACGCUCCUUCCCCACAAAACAUGUCGCACAGCUUCUUUGCAAAUUUGAUAAUCCGGCUGGGUUUACCUCUAAACAACUUGCGUUUGUCAUCUGCAUCCGUGAGUUUGACUACGGGAUCCUUUCAUGAUAUUUAAACCAUUAUACCACGUUUGCCUCUCAAAAAUAAAAGAAAACUUUGGUGAUGGAUUCGUUGUCGCCAAGGUAAUGGUUUUCCGUAAAAGGAAGAUCUGGCUGACAACACGGAAUAAAAAAGGAAAUCUUUUGAUUUGGUGAUUUUUAAAUAUAUUCCCAUUUCGAAAAUCAUUCAAAGGCUAAUUUUCACUGUAUAAAACUACCGUUUAUUGGGGCCGCCGCAGCGAGUCACUAUUGUCAGGGCACUUACGUGUCGCGUGCGUAAAACGCGUGACAAGAGUUUAGGGGAUCGGGGCGGCGACUGCAGUCUGGUGAUUUUCACGCUUCAUGCAUCGUGGCGGCCUGCUGUCGCACCACUCCGACGUUUUUUGUUGUCCGCCGUUUUCGUUAUUAUUGAUUUUUUUUCCUCUGAAAGUCAACGGGAAAGGAUGUGUGGAGGACUGUCGGAAGCUGCCUUUGUGCUUGUUAGGGCAGAACUCAAUUUUCUACCAAUCAAAGUCAAGUUAUAGUGAAGUUGAUGCUUGCUGUUGAACAAAAUAAAGGAUGAGGAGAUACGUUUAA